AUGGGUCACCAGGAAGAGCCGCCAGAGAUUUGCAGAACACACAGUGGCCAUGAAUGGGGAGGCGAGUCUGCAGAAAAGGUAUCCCAUCCUUCGACCCAGGAGGUGGCCUGGGAUGAGCCAGCCGAUCCUGCGCGACCGGUGAGCUGGUCGAGAACCAAGAAAUGGUGGAAUAUGGGAAUCAUCUCAUAUCUCACCUUUCUCACACCCUUGACCUCGUCCAUCGUCGCACCAGCACAGGGGCUCGUGAUGAAAGAAUUCGGUUCCACCAACCGGACUCUAGCUUCCUUCGUCGUCUCCAUCUACCUCGUCGGCUUCGCCGUCGGACCGCUGUUUCUGGCGCCGCUCUCGGAAAUCUAUGGUCGGCUGCGCGUCUACCAGGUGGGCACGUUAAUCUUUACGGUCUGGAAUAUCGCAGGCGCUCUCUCCCCGAACGUCGGUGCGCUUCUCGUCUUUCGCCUAUUCGCUGGAAUUUCCGGCAGCAGUCCGGUCACCCUGGGCGCGGGCUCGGUCGCGGACAUGUUUGCUCGAGAGGAGCGUGGAGUCGCCAUGUCCAUCUAUGGGCUGGGCCCGCUCCUGGGGCCCGUCAUUGGGCCGAUCGCAGGUGGCUACCUUUCCGAAGCACAAGGCUGGCGAUGGUCAGGAGUCGCCGUUAUUCUGGUUAUUUUUGUGCUAUCCGAAUCCUACGAGCCGGUUCUCCUGCGGCAAAAAGCGAAUCGAGUCAGAAACGAAACCGGAUCGGGGGCAGUGAACGCUGGACGGGUCCUGAAGCUGGACUCUAAGAAGGUGAGUGUGGUUUUCGGCUACCUCUACCUGCUCUUCACCACGGUCACGGAAGUAUACGAAACCACCUACCAUUUCAGCCAGGGCGCCACCGGACUUGUGUACAUCGGCAUUGGUGUCGGAGCCCUCAUUGGUAUCUCCAGCUUCGGCGCCGUUUCCGACCGGAUCCAAAAUCGCCUCAUCGCCCGAAACAAUGGCCAACCAGAGCCAGAAUUCCGACUCCCGCCGCUCAUCCCAGGGAGCUUCCUGAUACCCAUCGGUCUCUUCUGGUACGGCUGGUCCGCCCAGAUGCAUGUCCACUGGAUCAUGCCCAUUAUCGGGCUGAGCUGGGUCGGCUGCAGGAUGAUCGCCACCCUGCUUCCCAUCCAAGCGUAUCUGGUGGACGCGUUUGGCGAAUAUGCUGCCUCCGCCAUAGCGGCUAACACGGUCGUACGGUCCAUUGUCGGAGCCUUCCUGCCGCUUGCCGGACCCUCGAUGUAUGCGAAGCUGGGGCUGGGAUGGGGGAACUCCUUACUGGGGUUUGUCACCUUGUGUUUGCUGCCGGUGCCGGUGGUGUUCUACUUUUAUGGCAAGAAGAUCCGCAUGAACUCACGGUAUCAGGUCUCGGCGUGA
Aspergillus pseudonomiae is the source of this 1392-nucleotide messenger RNA. RefSeq names its product MFS transporter. The transcript is spliced from 4 exons. Gene Ontology annotation, biological process: transmembrane transport. Gene Ontology annotation, molecular function: transmembrane transporter activity. Lineage: Eukaryota; Fungi; Ascomycota; Eurotiomycetes; Eurotiales; Aspergillaceae. The record is from RefSeq and is a predicted model, not a curated record. Bases 1 to 1392 code for a protein of 463 amino acids.